Messenger RNA from Cucumis sativus (cucumber), 999 nucleotides. RefSeq lists its product as uncharacterized. NCBI's taxonomy places the organism in Eukaryota, Viridiplantae, Streptophyta, Magnoliopsida, Cucurbitales, Cucurbitaceae. The record is from RefSeq and is a predicted model, not a curated record. The coding region runs from base 1 to 999 and encodes 332 amino acids. The transcript has a single exon.
AUGACUGAAAAGGACAAGAUCUUUAGUUUUGUUGAAGGACUGAAGCCAUGGGCAAGGACUAAGCUAUACGAGCAGAAGGUCCAAGACCUCGUAUCAGCCUAUGCGACAACUGAACACUUGUUUGAUCUAUCUAGUGACGUUCAAGAGAAGAGACGUCAUCAAAGCUCUUCACCUAGAAGAGACAGAAACAGCCGACCGAAUUCUCCUGAAGUUGUCAGUGGAAAUAGAAGUCCCGGUAGAGACCGCAAGCCUUUCCAGUCAAACACGGGGAACAAUGGGCAAAGACCCAAUAAUCAGAGGACAUCUCACACUUCUAUAAGUUGCUACAUUUGUAACGGACCACAUCGGGGAAAGGAAUGUUCAGAUAAAGCUGCCUUUUAUGCCUUUCAGGCCUCUUUAGCUGCAGACUCAGAUGACACAUCGAGUCAACUAGAGAAGGAAAUUGGGCAAGUAGAAGGAGUUCAGAAUGUUAGAGUGGGAGCCAUAAGACUCUUGUCGUCCCUUCAGAAGAAAGCAGGAGAGACAAGUGGUCGUACUAAAGGGGGCCUAAUAUAUGUUGACACCUGGAUCAACCGAAAGCAUGCAAAGAGCACUAUGGUUGACUCCGGUGCCACUCAUAAUUUUAUAACGGUGGCCGAAGCAAGACGACUAAACCUUCAUUGGAAGGAGGAUACGGAAAAAAUGAAUGUCGUGAAUUCUACAGCUCUACUUGUCGUUGGGAUAGUGAAAUGGGUAGCGAUACAGUUGGAAGGAUGGAGCGGCUUCGUUGAUUUUGUGGUUGUAGGCAUGGAUGACUUUGAUGUAGUUCUCGGAAUGGAAUUCCUUCUCGAACAUCAAGUGAUCAUAAUGCUUGCAGCCAAAUGUCAAGUGAUCAUGGGGUAUACCCCCACCGUUGUGCAGACAGACCUUCAGCAACCCAAAGGACUGAGAAUGAUCUCGGCCAUGAAACUGAGAGAGAGCCGUGUUGGAGAAGUUAGGAAUCGAGUUUCUGAAACUUAA